Striga hermonthica is the source of this 1344-nucleotide messenger RNA. Lineage: Eukaryota; Viridiplantae; Streptophyta; Magnoliopsida; Lamiales; Orobanchaceae. The record is from the annotation of a GenBank genome assembly.
AUGGUUGCUCUGUUAUCAGACUGGAGAUAUGAUAAUGGUAUGACGAAAGGGCCCGACCCGAAUACCGACGGAUGCCCGAAAUUCGAAGACUUUCUCGGGUCAUGCUACCCCAACCCGCCGGCGAACGAACCCACCGGAGGAAUCAACGUGAACGCGCCGCCGGGAUUCACCGUCGAUCACCGUGUGGAAAGCUUCAGCAGCCCGUCUCUUUUUCUCCAACCCUACGACGGCUACGGUGGUUAUCAGGCGCCGCCGGGUUUCUCCGGCGGUGGUGCGGCGGCGGUUUCAGGUCUCAAGAGUUGGCCGUCUCCGCAGGAUGAGAAAUCCGCGGCGGAGGGGGCUGGUCACUGUGACUUUCAGGCGCUGUCUUUGACCGUGAGCCCCGGCUCACGGACGGCGCCGCAACCGCCAGUGGCGGCGGAAGUAAGGAAGCGGGGUUCGCCGGCAAAGGCUGGGGUAGUUAGGGAGAAUCUGCCUCGUAAAUCGAUCGAUACUUUUGGGCAAAGAACUUCUCGGUAUCGUGGGGUUACCAGGCAUAGAUGGACAGGAAGAUAUGAGGCACAUUUGUGGGACAACAGUUGCAGAAAGGAAGGGCAAACAAGGAAAGGAAGGCAAGAUUUAUUUUUAUUAAUCUUUUUUUUUUUUUGCUCUUUUUUAGGUGGAUAUGAUCAAGAAGAAAAAGCAGCUAGAGCUUAUGAUUUGGCUGCUUUGAAGUAUUGGGGAGUCACUACACAUAUAAAUUUUCCUCUCAGCAACUAUGAAAAAGAGCUUGAAGAGAUGAAAAACAUGAGUAGGCAAGAAUUUGUGGCUCAUUUAAGAAGAAAAAGCAGUGGGUUUUCAAGAGGAGCAUCCAUGUACAGAGGAGUAACAAGGCAUCAUCAGCAUGGAAGGUGGCAAGCCAGAAUAGGAAGAGUUGCAGGCAACAAGGACUUGUACCUUGGUACCUUCAGCACACAAGAAGAAGCUGCAGAAGCAUAUGAUAUUGCAGCCAUCAAGUUCAGGGGAACAAGUGCCGUGACGAAUUUCGACAUAACAAAAUACGACGUGACGAGAAUUUGUUCCAGCUCGACUCUCAUCACAAGCGACCUCGCCAAAUGGUCCCACGACGAGCCUAACUCGGAUACGCUAGCUGCAGAUAUUAUGCAUCCGGGCGGAGGCCCAAGUAAUCAGAACACGUCCGGGCUGUUUGGUCUGGAGUCGGGCGGCCAAGGAGGGUAUCCGGAGGCCCAUUUGCAGCCCGAUAGGGAGAGAUAUGAAGAGAGGGAUGAUCGGGCAUGUUUGGGCCGGGGGCCCGAAAUGCGACUGGGGCAUCGGGCCCCUUUGUUUGCUCUGUGGAAUGAUUGA